This is a messenger RNA of Rotaria sp. Silwood2, 879 nucleotides long. The record is from the annotation of a GenBank genome assembly. Lineage: Eukaryota; Metazoa; Rotifera; Eurotatoria; Philodinida; Philodinidae.
AUGCAAUCAUAUCUAUAUCAAUCAUUAAAAGAUCAAUAUUCAAAAAUAAUUGAUAUUUUUACAGAUCAAAAAAUUUUAAUUAAAAAUGUUCAAGAAAUAAUUGAUAUGCUAGAAAAAGAAAACGAUAUUUUUCUUAUCUUUAAUAAAUCACAAAAAUCCUUACGUGACUUAACUAAAGAAUCGCCAUCUUUCUUACGUUUUCAAUUGUUAAAAGAUGUCUUAUUAAAUCUUGAAGAUACACAAUUAGAUGAAUCAAAAAAAGAAAUGGUGAAUACAUGUAAAAUAUUUUAUCAAAAUGAUAAAACAAAAAACUAUUUAAACGAUAUCGAAAAAUUUUCAUGUUCAUAUGAAAGUAAAGAUGUAUUUCGUUGGUAUACAAAAGAUAGUUUUGUCUACAAGUUAUUAAAUAAAGCAUUAAGAACAGAAGAUCCCGAAGCAUUAUACGCAUUUCGCUAUUAUAUUAAUGAUCUAUGUGCUAAACUUAAAAGUGAAUAUCAAAUAUUGAAGGAAAUGUCCGAUGAAUGGGGAGUUGAAAGCCUUACACUCUAUCGUGGCUUACAUUUAUCAAAAGUAGAAAUUAAACGAUUAAAACAAAACAAAAGAAAUUUAAUAUCAACAAGUCUUAGUAAAGAUACUGCUAAAGCAUUUGCUGGUGAAGGAACAAAAGCAUCAAUCAGAGGCGAUGUUGAGGCCGUUAUUUACGAAAUUACAGUGAACUUUACUAUAAACGCAGGUUACUUCGCUGAUAUUCAUGCACACAGUAACAUACCAGGAGAACAAGAAUAUCUAUUUGAUCUGGAUGUAUCAUUUGAAAUCGGCGAUGUUUCUUUUAAUAAAGAUGAACAAAUUACAUAUGUUCAAUUAACAGCUACUAAUUAA